AUGACGCGCAGUCCUGAUGAAGCUCUUCACUUCCGCGGAAAGACCCUGACUCCGGAAAGCCCUCGUCCGUUACACAUCCCGGAGCCAGCCAAUAUCCCUGUUCUGGAGAAUCAAAUGGACCCUGUUUUCAACGAUACGUCGACCUAUGAACGCUCGGAGUACCAAGCCCCGCAGACUGAGGAUGAUAGAUGGUCGCGGGUGCUUCCCAAGGAUGGUCAGGAACCAGGACAGCAGGUCCGGGACUCAGGUAGCUUUCAGGGCUCUCAGCCGAUGGACCGGGCUUCACACAAUGAUAUGACUGUUUCUGCGGACUUUAUAUCUGGGCCUGCUUCCGGGGACAGCUCGGGUGAUGCAAACCGCCUUGCUCCCCCAAAUCCCCAUGGCUCCCAUGCACCUCCCGUGGCUCCGGUUACUCAGAAUGCCACGGAGAUAGAAAAUGCCAGCAACGAACAGUCGGGGGGUUCGGGUCGCCUAGAUAUCGAGAAGGAUGAUCCAGGCUCUAACACAGGCGUCAAUUUCCAGACUCUUCUGGAUAACCUCUCUCACCAUCCCACUGCAUCGACGUCGGCCACUGCAGCGGGCCCUAAUCUAGCAGAAAACUCGUCUUUCCAUCAAGCACCUCCGGACGAAUCUCUCCAACCCCAGGGCCUCCCUAACCGGCCUCUGCCCCAAGACCCUUCUCUCCCUCCCUACGCCCCGCUUGAUGGUGGUUAUGAGCUUCCCCCUGCUCCCGACAGCUCUGCUGCCCCUAUACCCUCCACCUAUACACCAACGCCCAGUAACCACCAAUCCUUUGCUCCCUCCUUGCCCUCGGCUGCCCCAGGCACUGCGACAGGUGCCAGCAGUCUGCCCCCGCCCCCUGUUGCCAGCUUCCAGCACACUGCAGAAUCUCAAUCCUCUUCCCAAGAACCGCCCAACCAGACAGCCUCCAACAAAGGCCGUGUCGAGAAGCAGGCCCGUCCGGUCAAGGGAACGGACGAUGAUUCACCCUGGGCCCCUGAAGUUCAAAGAAAAUACGAUGAGUUUCUCCACAAUGAGAGAAUAUAUGUGACCGAGGGUCUCUGGGAUCGAUUCCCAAUGGGGUCGAGGUUGUUUGUUGGCAACCUCCCCACCGAAAGAGUGACCAAGAGAGACAUGUUCCAUAUCUUCCACCAGUAUGGCAAACUGGCCCAAAUCUCGAUCAAGCAGGCCUAUGGGUUUAUACAAUUCCUCGAAGCGGGUUCUUGUCAUGCAGCACUUCAGGCCGAGCAGGGAGCUUUAAUCUUGAAAUUUCGAAACCCCAACGCCCAACCAGGCCCGCUCCGCCAGAGCCUGUUCGUGCCCCUCCACCUCGUCGCUCGCGGUCGCCGGAGUUUAGUCGUGGUGGCCCCGCCCGAAGCAAUGUUCGAGCACCGGGUGAUCGUUAUGACCGGUCGUAUGAGCCACCCCGACUGCCGUUCAGUGAUUUCCGGGACGAGCCCUCGCUUCGCCGACGCGACGAUUAUCGACCUCCGCGAUCGCCUUCACCCCGACCUUUCCGUGGCAGAGAUGGGUACCGAUCGCGGGACAGGACCCCAGAGAGAUUUGAUCGUCGGGACCGAAGGCGUUCUCGUUCUCCUCGCUCCCCGCGCUCCCCGUACGCUCGGGACCGUCGGUAUCGCAGCCCAAGUCCCAGACCCCGUGGUGUUUACGAAGGGGAGGCAGAGUUACCCGUGCCAAGACGUACCCCACGAGAAGUGCCAGAAGUACAGAUUCUCGUUCUGGAAGAAAUCGACAGGUUGGAACUUCGUCCUCCAUGUCGAGAACGCCUUUCGCAACCGCGGCUUGCGGGUAGAUGUCCUGGUGCUUGGUCCGCGGAUCCCUCUUGGUGCGGCAGUUCAUCGCCAAUUCGUCGAAGGGGUUCUUGCGGUUGUUCGACUUUCACGGCCCAAUCAGUUUUCCAGGAAGAUUCCCCUUCAGAUCUUUGAUCGAACUGCGGGCCCGGAAAACGUUCGCUUCAGUGAUUACCCCGAGGUUGAUCCCAGUAUUGCCGCCGAGGUCAUGUUCCACCAAGCUCAGGCCAUGCAGCGAGGUGGUCCCCCGGCGACCUUUGCCCCCAAUCCUGCGUUCGGGGUUGCCUCAGUGCCGGCUCUGCCGGUUCCUCAGCCCGCGCUCCCCGGGCUCACCAACCCUCCCAACAUUGCCAACCUCAUCAGCUCUCUGGACGGCCCCAGUCUUCAAUCCCUGCUGUCGGCACUCCAGCGGCCUCCCCAGCCCCAAUCGCAGCCUGUGUCGGCUACGCAAUCCCCCUUUUCUUCUCCCAACCCACCUCCACCCGCUGAUCUCGCCACGCUUCUAACCAAUGCAACUCGGCCACCUCCGGUCUCGGCAAACCCCCAGCCACCCCUCCCUCCACCGUUCAGCCUGCAGCCUCCAGCUGCACCCGUUGUCUCGGACCCCAACCUGCUUUCGCUUCUCGCCAAGGGUCUCGGGGGACAACAGCCGCAGGGCCAGGCACCCGGUGGUCCUCAGGUCCAGAACAUCAUGAACCACUUGGCCAAGUGGAAGCAAUGA
Messenger RNA from Penicillium alfredii, 2532 nucleotides. Its product is annotated as putative RNA-binding protein (Nab3). The transcript has 5 exons. Bases 1 to 2532 code for a protein of 843 amino acids. The record is from RefSeq and is a predicted model, not a curated record. NCBI's taxonomy places the organism in Eukaryota, Fungi, Ascomycota, Eurotiomycetes, Eurotiales, Aspergillaceae. Gene Ontology annotation, molecular function: RNA binding.